CGGCCGCCGCAGUCGCUGCGGGGCCAUCUUCGGCAGGCCGGCCGGUUCGGCCUGUGCCGCCGGCAUCCGCGCCCCUCGCCCGGCCCGAUGGCGCCGCGGCCUCUGAGCCCCCUGGUGCUGGCGCUGGGCGGCGCGGCAGCCGUGCUCGGCUCGGUGCUCUUCAUCCUCUGGAAGACCUACUUCGGCCGCGGACGGGAGCGGCGCUGGGACCGAGGCGAGGCCUGGUGGGGCGCGGAGCCCGCCCGCCUGCCGGAGUGGGACGAGUGGGACCCCGAGGACGAGGAGGAUGAGGAGCCGGCGCUGGAGGAGUUGGAGCAGCGCGAGGUGCUGGUGCUGGGGCUGGAUGGCUCCGGGAAGAGCACGUUCCUGCGAGUGCUGGCCGGGAAGCCACCGCUGGAGGGCCACAUCCCUACCUGGGGCUUCAACUCUGUGCGGUUGCCCACCAAGGACUUCGAGGUGGACCUGUUGGAGAUCGGCGGCAGCCAGAAUCUGCGCUUCUACUGGAAGGAGUUUGUGAAUGAAGUGGAUGUGCUGGUGUUCAUGGUGGACUCAGCUGACCGGCUGCGAUUGCCCUGGGCCCGCCAGGAGCUGCACAAGUUGCUGGAUAAGGACCCUGACUUACCCGUCGUCGUGGUGGCCAACAAGCAGGACCUGAGCGAGGCCAUGAGCAUGGUGGAGCUGCAGCAGGAGCUGGGCCUGCAGGCUGUCGAUAGCCAACGGGAAGUUUUCCUCUUGGCGGCCAGCAUCGCCCCUGCAGGACCUGGCUUCGAGAACCCUGGCACCGUGCACAUCUGGAGACUGCUCCUGGAGCUUCUCUCCUAGGGCAGCGCCCGCCUGGUCGCCGGUCAGCCCUGGGGACCCCAGUUCUGCUCCUCCUGCUUCUGCAUCCCCAGCGGGGCCUGGGGCAGGGGCCACGUGGCGGCACCUCCCUUCUCCCCUCCUUGCCCUCUCAAGAGCAGGACCUGGGCAGGGCCGGGAACCACACAGAAGCCUUCCUGGUGAGGCGGAAGCAGGGAGGCAGAGGGUGGGAGAGGACAGUGUCUUGCUCAUUCUCGGCCGGGUGUGGAUCCCGCUUUCACCAGGGAAGGCAGCCUCCUCCUCUGGCCUGUUCAGUGAGCUGCUCAGUGGGCUGUUUUCUGCCCGCCAUGCGGGUCCCGGUGGUUGAGGACCAGCAUAGGUGUGCCAAGGACGCCCAGUCUAGAUUGUUCCCUCCUGGUGGCUUCACACCCCUCUCGUGCAGGCAGAUUCUGGGCAGCAUGCCCUGAGCUCUCGCCCCCAGUCCUGCACUGUCCUCCAGCCCCAGCUGGCUCGUGUGGCCUUGUGCAAUCUCUGCCUCUGGCCCCAGGGCCACCCUUUUUAAAGGGAGGUGAUUUGUAUGGGUUUUUCUAACUUGGAGAAGCACUUCCCAGCCACGAACAUAGGAAGCAUGAGAACGAUCCUCGCGGUCCCAGCAAGGAGCUUUCCGAAGCCUCCCUGCCUCCCUGAGGUUGAGGCCUGGACUGCCAGCCUCUCUUGACUGUGGAGUAAGUGGUGUUCACCCCCUCGUCGGAAAAACUGAAAGCCCCACCCCCCGCACCUAAUCUGGAGACAGAGGCUGCUGCUAUUACACUGACUGUGCCAGUGCCCAUGUUUACAUACGUCUGGGGAAGGAAGGAGCCGCGUGUGUCCCUGGGAAGACGACUGUCAGCGGUGGCCUCCGAACUGCGUUUUAAUUAUUUAUUUAUUUAUGAAAGGAACAGGCCAGAGUUUUAGGCUCUGUUUCUAGGUGCUGUUAUCAAAACCCCAGAUGACUGUCAUGGAGAACCGGGAGCUUCAAGGAAGACCGCUGGAACCAUGAAUGACAGUGUGGUAAGCCACGUGCGUCAGUGGAGACAGAGCUCCAGCUGCCCCCACCCUCUGUGGCUGUAACUGACAGCAUAAUACGUCACGAUGAUCCACGUGAACUUAAACUCCACCAGAACAUCCAAGGGAUACAGACCCUUCCUGCGUAGGUAACAAGUGACUCAGAGAGGCAGUUUUAUCGUGGACAUCCACAUAAAAAGUAAUGAGAAUUAGCAGACCAACCUGCUAGGUAGCCUGUGGUCCAUCUGCCUUUCUGGACCUGCUGACUCCCUGGCUAAGGCGAAGCUGGACAGGAUUUCUAGUGUCCUCUCCAGUACACAUUCCGUAAUUCUCGUGUUCUCAGUGAUCAGCCAGCAUAAGGACUGUCUCUGUACUGACACUUCUCUUUGGUGCAGGCAGAAGAAGGAGCCUUUUGUCUGUCAGGGGCCACUGAAUAGUCAACAGCCACAAAUGGACCUUUUUUUAGGGGAGAAACCCAACUCGGUUUGCUUUUUAAUUGAGAAUAGAGAUUAUGUGCCUUUGUUUCAUUUGACAUUUACUCAGAGUGCUUCAGUUCCACGCCGUGGCCGUGCCAGAGGGGCGGGGCAGGGAGGCGGGGCGGGAGGCUGCCGGAGUCCAGAAGUGAGCACGAUCGUUGGAAGCUCUUGGGCUGUGGGUGUCUCAGAAUAGAAUCCGUUUGUUUGAAAUUCUGAUUAAGUUUCUGCAUUAAGAAGUGAUUUCAUAUUUCAGGAAUGCCAUGGGUUUUAGAGUAGCCUUUGAAACUUCGCUGACGUUUCAUUUUGUCCUUGGAAGGUUGAGAAACCUUAUUUCUCUGUUCUAUGAACUCCGCCUUGUCCUCUAGCAUUUGAAAGUGGUGUCUGGAGCCAGCAUUGUCGGGGGGACUCCUUUUUCUACUAAGAUCUGCCUUUGGUCUAAUGAGUACCAUUAUGCAGUACAGAGUUUAAAGUCCCCACUGUGGGAACGUGAACUUGAGUAUAGAGUUUAACUAUAUCUACUUGAGCGGCUUUUUGAGACCACUACCAGAACCAGCAGGUCCCAGUGGCACACCAGAAGACACACAGCGCUGAGGGGCACUGAAGGUACGGGGUGCCACCUCUCUGGUACUUGGACAGAGCACAGACGCUCUGCUGGCCUGGGGGUGUGCCUCACCAUGUUUGUGGCUGACGGCGGCGCCCCUCUGGUGGAGCUGCUGGCCCAUCCUCCAGGCCAGGUGCCAACCAGUACUCAUCUGCUCCAGCUUCCACCAGGACCAGAUGCAGCCAAGUGGGGGAAGGGCCUUUCUUAAGAACACCUCGCUGCCUGGCCUUGUCAUGCUCUUCCCUCCUUGUUCCUGAACGUGACUUUGGUUCAGGAGCCCAGAUAAAUGCUUUUGGGAACCAGCCGUUACGUGCAGCUGUUCAUCUCAAAGUGGAAUUCCUGUGUUCCCCCCACUGCCCUGCCUCUACAGCUACCCACCAGCCUAAGCCUGGGAAUAGGGAGUAAGCAGUAGGCAGCUCUCAUGUUCGAAUGAAGACUCUUCGAGAGUGGGUGGGCGCUGACCACCCAGUGCCCGCCUCACACGAGAAGGAAGCUUUUGCUUCUUGCCAGUUGAACCCAUGCCUGGAUCACUCACCCUGGCACUGGGAUCUUCUGUUUUUAAGACUUAUUUCAAUGAAACCAUGGCUUCUGAGCUUCUCUUCUCUGACCUGUUGCCAUCCCUUUGAGCAGAGGCCAGCUUGGCCCAGAGCUUGGACAUACGGAUGGUCUGGGCAAGAGGGCGCCUGAGGCUGCUGGGACCACCACCAUGGACUGGCUGCCUGUCCCAAGAAGCCUCCUGUGGCACCUGCUGGUGCCCAGACCUGCCCGUUGGAAGCUUGCGCUGACGCAGGGGCAUCCAUUUAUAAGCACUGGGGAGGAGAUGAAGUUGGUCCAUCACGGCCUCCCGACCCUCCGCAGAGAAAUGCUGAUGAAAAAUCUCACAACUAGCCUGUCUGCCAGAGUGAAAACCCAGAUUCUCCAACAAAUGUUUCCACUUGCCUUUGGAGGACAUUCUGUUCUUUCACUAGUUCAGUAGCUACCGCCAGCAGUUCAUCCAGCUGCUAAAACCUGUGCUGUCAGUCCUCGCGCAGCUGCCCCAGACCUUAGACUGGGGCGGUCCGGGCCGUCUGCUCACACGUCCUCAGAGUCCUCUCUAGUAGCUGUGAAAGGGGAACCUCCAGCUUCCCCUGCUGCCUCCAGGAGAUCCGCCCGUUAAGGGACGAGAGGAAGAGUCCCAUCAAAGAUCUGGAAGAAGCAGCCUGGCUGCCCCAGCCCAGGCCUUGUGACCCCAGACCCACAAGAUGCGUAACAUGGAGUGUCGAUGGCUGUUUGAGGUGUACAAUAAAUGCCAAAAAUCUG
This is a messenger RNA of Camelus dromedarius (Arabian camel), 4218 nucleotides long. It is a transcript of the gene ARL10, whose product is annotated as ADP ribosylation factor like GTPase 10. Bases 88 to 822 code for a protein of 244 amino acids. The record is from RefSeq and is a predicted model, not a curated record. NCBI's taxonomy places the organism in Eukaryota, Metazoa, Chordata, Mammalia, Artiodactyla, Camelidae. Gene Ontology annotation, molecular function: GTP binding; GTPase activity. The transcript has 4 exons.